Messenger RNA from Fragaria vesca subsp. vesca, 1878 nucleotides. RefSeq names its product pentatricopeptide repeat-containing protein At2g36980, mitochondrial-like. Bases 1 to 1878 code for a protein of 625 amino acids. Gene Ontology annotation, molecular function: protein binding; RNA binding. The record is from RefSeq and is a predicted model, not a curated record. The transcript has a single exon. NCBI's taxonomy places the organism in Eukaryota, Viridiplantae, Streptophyta, Magnoliopsida, Rosales, Rosaceae. Gene Ontology annotation, biological process: RNA modification.
AUGAGAUGCAAUAAAACACUGAUCAAAACGACGUCGAAGAUAGCAGCCCUCGCAAGAAUGGGUCACAUAAAACACGCACGCCAACUGUUCGACGAAAUGCCUCACAGAGACUCCAUUGCUUGGAACGCAAUGCUCACCAACUAUACCCAUCUGGGUCUUCACCACCAAGCUCUCUCUUUUCUUCGCCGCAUGAGAAUCUCCAAUGCCACCCCUGAUCACUUCACCUUCACCGCCGUGUUAAGAGCCUGCGCCGCGGCAAGUAGCCUUAAAUGUGGAGCCACUUUGCAUGGUUUAGUCACUGUUUUGGGUUACCAGUCUUACUUGCCGGUUAACAAUGCGCUUGUUGAUAUGUAUGGGAAAUGCUUGGACCCUUGUAGUGCUAAUAGAGUGUUUGAGGAGAUGAGACUUAGGAAUGAAGUAACUUGGUGUUCUUUGUUGUUUGCAUACACAAACUCGGGACUGUUUGACGCGGCUCGUGAGGUGUUUUGUGUAAUGCCUAGGAGGGUGGAGAUAGCUUGGAAUGUUAUGAUUGUGGGUUACGCGCGAAAUGGGGAAGUGGAGUUGUGUUUGGGAUUGUUGAGAGAGAUGAGAGAGAGUUUAUGCCGGCCAGAUCAGUGGACUUUCAGUGCUGUUACGAGUGCUUGCGCGGAGACAUUGGAAUUUCGGUGUGGUUGCAUGCUGCAUGCUGUCAUCAUUAAAAGUGGUUGGAGCUCUUCUGUGGAGGUGAAGAACUCGGUUUUGAGUUUUUAUGCUGAAUUAGGUUGCCUUGACGAUGCGGUUAAGGUGUUUGAGUCCGGUAAUAUGCUGACACAGGUGUCCUGGAAUGCGAUGAUUGAUGCCUACAUGAAACUGGGAAAUACUCAUGAAGCACUUCGUGUAUUUCAGCUAUCCGGUGAACAAAAUAUUGUCUCAUGGACGUCUAUGAUCUCAGGGUAUGCAAGAAAUGGACAUGGUGAAGAAGCUGCAAUCUUCUUUGUUGAUAUGUUGAGGACUGGACUCAAACCAGAUGAUUUCAGUUUUGCUGCUGUCCUUCAUGCAUGUUCGAACUUGGCAUUACUUGGACGCGGGGAAAUGUUCCAUGCCUGCAUAAUUCACUAUGGUUUCCAUACAUAUGCGUUUAUUGGGAAUGGCCUGGUUAACAUGUAUGCUAAAUGCGGGGAUUUGAAAGGGUCCAUCCGUGCAUUCCAUGAAAUAUUGCACAAGGAUUUGGUAUCUUGGAAUGCGAUGUUGUUUGCAUUUGUAUUACAUGGAAAAGCUAUCCAAUCUCUACAAGUUUUUGAACAGAUGGUGGUGACUGGGUUCAAACCAGAUAAUGUUACCUUUAUCGGCUUGUUGAUGGCUUGCAGCCAUUCUGGAUUGAUCGGGGAAAGUCGUGCAAUUUUUGAAUCGAUGCAGACAAUUUAUGGGCUCUCUCCUGAAAAAGAUCAUGUGGCAUGCAUGGUGGAUAUGCUUGGAAGAGGUGGUUACUUAGCUGAAGCGAAGAAAUUGGCUGAUAAGUAUUGUUCAGUAUAUAGUGCUAAGACCAGCUCGUGUGAAGCUCUGCUUGGAGCAUGUUCUGUGCAUGGGGAGUUGGGAUUUGGAAAAUAUUUUGGGGAAUCUCUGAAAAUAACAGAACCACAUAAUGAGACGAGCUAUGUGUUAUUGUCAAAUUUGUAUUGUGCAAGUGGGCAAUGGAAGGAAGCUGAAAUGGUUAGGAAGAGAAUGGCAGAUCAAGGGGUGAAGAAAAUGCCUGGUUGUAGUUGGAUUGAGGUGAGAAACGAGGUACUGUGUUUUGUUGCAGGGAAGAAUUCUAAUCCAUUUAUGGACGAGGUGUACAUUACACUACAGUACAUAAAUUUUGAAAUUAGGAAUCCGUACUUUGUUGAUGUUAGUGGUUGA